Messenger RNA from Peromyscus californicus insignis, 4118 nucleotides. RefSeq names its product arachidonate 12-lipoxygenase, 12S type (gene Alox12). Gene Ontology annotation, cellular component: sarcolemma; cytosol. The record is from RefSeq and is a predicted model, not a curated record. Lineage: Eukaryota; Metazoa; Chordata; Mammalia; Rodentia; Cricetidae. Gene Ontology annotation, molecular function: iron ion binding; arachidonate 12(S)-lipoxygenase activity; arachidonate 15-lipoxygenase activity. Gene Ontology annotation, biological process: linoleic acid metabolic process; lipid oxidation. Bases 110 to 2101 code for a protein of 663 amino acids. The transcript has 14 exons.
UCCAUCUUUUAAAGCCUUGGAACUGGCCCUGAGGCGACGACAGCGGCCCUGGGCGGUCUUCGAACUGAGCUUUGCUUGGAUCGCCUCCCCGGAGAGGCCAGAGGGCGCCAUGGGCCGCUACCGCGUCCGAGUGGUCACUGGGGCCUGGCUCUUCUCGGGAUCCCUCAACCGAGUGGGGCUGUGGCUGGUUGGGGCGCAUCGGGAGGCGAAACUGGAGCUGCAGCUGAGGCCGGCGCGGGGCAAGGAGGAGGAGUUUGCCUUCGAUGUUGCCGAGGACUUGGGACCACUGCAGUUUGUGAAACUGCACAAACAGCACACAGUGGUGGACGACGCCUGGUUCUGCAACCUCAUCGUGGUUCAGGGGCCCGGAACAAGCGCGGAGGCAGUGUUCCCCUGCUACCGCUGGGUGCAGGGAGAGGGAGUACUAAGCCUGCCCGAGGGUACAGCCCGCCUGGCAGGAGACAAUGCCUUGGAUGUCUUCCAGAAGCAUCGAGAGAAGGAACUGAAGGAAAGACAGCAGACCUACUGCUGGGCCACCUGGAAGGAAGGCUUACCUCAGACAAUAGCGGCAGACUGUAAGGAUGACCUGCCUCUCAAUAUGAGAUUCCACGAGGAGAAGAGGCUGGACUUUGAAUGGACGCUGAAGGCGGGGGUUCUGGAAAUGGGUCUCAAACGUGUUUACACCCUCCUGAGAAGCUGGAACCGUCUGGAGGACUUUGAUCAGAUCUUCUGGGGCCAGAAGAGUGCCUUGGCUGAGAAGGUUCACCGGUGCUGGCAGGAUGAUGAGCUUUUUGGCUACCAGUUCCUCAAUGGUGCCAACCCCAUGCUGUUGAGACGCUCCACCUCUCUGCCCUCCAGGCUGGUACUGCCCUCUGGGACAGAGGAGCUCCAAGCCCAGUUGGAAAAAGAACUCCAGAAUGGUUCCCUGUUUGAAGUUGACUUUAUUCUGCUGGAUGGGAUUCCAGCCAACGUGAUCCGAGGCGAGCAGCAGUACCUGGCUGCCCCUCUUGUCAUGCUGAGGAUGGACCCCAGCGGGAAGCUGCUACCCAUGGCUAUCCAGAUUCAGCCUCCCAGUUCCAGCUCCCCAGCUCCAACAUUGUUCCUGCCCUCAGAUCCUCCUCUUGCCUGGCUCUUGGCUAAGAUCUGGGUCCGAAGUUCAGAUUUCCAACUGCAGGAGCUCCAGUUCCAUUUGCUGAACACUCAUCUGGUGGCUGAGGUCAUCGCUGUUGCCACCAUGAGGUGCCUCCCAGGACUGCACCCUAUCUUCAAGCUCCUAGUUCCCCACAUCCGUUACACUAUGGAAAUCAACACACGAAGCCGGACCCAGCUCAUCUCAGAUGGGGGAAUAUUUGAUCAGGUAGUGAGCACAGGUGGAGGGGGCCAUGUUCAGCUGCUCACUCGGGCAAUGGCUCAGCUGACUUACUGCUCCCUCUGUCCUCCUGACGACCUGGCUGACCGAGGCCUGCUGAGACUCCCAAGUGCUCUCUAUGCUCAGGAUGCUUUGCAGCUCUGGGAAGUCACUGCCAGGUACGUGGAAGGGAUGGUCCACCUCUUCUACCAGAGUGAUGACAUUGUAAGGGGAGACCCAGAGCUGCAGGCCUGGUGUCGGGAGAUCACUGAGGUGGGGCUGUGCCAUGCCCAGGACAGAGGUUUCCCUGUCUCCUUCCAGACCCGGGCUCAGCUGGGCCAUUUCCUUACCAUGUGUAUCUUCACAUGCACUUCCCAGCAUGCCGCCAUCAACCAGGGCCAGCUGGACUGGUUCGGUUGGGUACCUAAUGCUCCAUGCACAAUGAGGAUGCCCCCACCCACCAACAAGGAAGAUGUUACUAUGGAGACGGUGAUGGGCUCGCUACCUGACAUUCACAAGUCCUGUCUUCAAAUGACCAUCACAUGGCAUCUGGGUCGCCUCCAGCCAGACAUGGUACCCCUAGGACAACACAAAGAAAAAUAUUUCUCAGACCCCAGGACCAAAACUGUGCUCAGCCGAUUUCAAGCAGAUUUGGGGAAUUUGGAAAGAGAGAUUAUAGCCCGGAAUGAGCAACUUGACCUGCCCUAUGAAUACCUCAAGCCCAGCCGCAUAGAGAACAGUAUCACCAUCUGAGGCUGAGGUGGCGGCACCCAGAAGAAUCCCAUCAGCUCUAGGGCUGCUGCCGCUCUCUUGGUUCCGUGCCUUCUCACAUCUGCUGCUAAGACUCUAAUUCCUCUCCCGACUAAGCACACUCCACAGCAGGAGUCUACCACAGGGCACUAAAUGUUCUGCUGUAAAGAGGAACAGUCUUUGUAGGCCAUAUACUUUCUGCCACAAUUACUUAGCUCUCUCUGUACCAUUAAAGCAGCCACCAACAUUAUGAGUGUGACUAUCUUCCAAUAAAACUUUAUGUAUGGACACUGAGAUGUGAACUUCACAUGUCACCACACAGUAUUUUGGCUUUUUUUUUCCCCCAGCCAUUUAAAAACAAAAACAAAGCCAGGCAGUGGUGACACUCACCUUUAAUCCCAGCACUUGGGAGGCAGAGGCAGGCAGAAUUCUGAGUUCAAGGCCAGCCUGGUCUACAGAGUAAAUUCCAGGACAGACACAGAGAAAAACCCUGUCUCAAAACAAACAAACAAACAAACAAACAAACAACAAACAACAAGCAAACAAGCAAAAAUAAAAGUGCUUUGCUUGAGGGUCAUGCACAGUUUCAGAACAGAUUUGGUCUAACCUCAUACAAGCCUCAGGCCUAAAAUUCCAAUUUCUAGAAAAACAUCCAAGAGCCAGGGUUGUGGAGAGGACAUCGAUAUUUCUGAAUGAAAUCAACUAUUUCAGCUAAUUCCCCUUGCCAGGAACCAGACCUCAUGUUUGAUAGCCAACUUGUAAAUUCCUGACUCUCUUCCUUGACAAUUCCCCCUCUACCCCCACUUUUCCAAUUUGAACACAAACCCUGGAUAGCCCUAAUAAAGGUGUUGCUGGCCCCAAGUAGAAAACAUUUCCCAAAACAGCUUCCCUCCCCAACAGUCACAAACAAGAGAGGCAGAGAACCCUUGUUUCACGCCUGCUUACCACGCAGUAAUCACAGGUUCUCUUUCACAACCAUUUCGAGACCAAGAUCCACAAAAUAAACAAAAAAAAAAAAUGCCACAAGAUUCUAGUCGAUGACAGGGUUCCUCUGUUUGGUGCUGGGGUCUUGAAAUUAAAGUGUAUUCUCCCAACCGUUCUGUGGCUAUUGUCCUUACGAGCAUGGGUAUACCGAACUCAGUGCAAAAUUUUUCUUCAUCAGUGGCCCUGAGCUUGAACCCCAGCCCUGGAGAGGAGGGGGUGUUCUUUAAACAUAUCUAAUUAGUACAAAUAUAUUUCUCACUAGUGAAGUUACCAAAUUUGUUUUGGAGAGGAAGGCCUAUUCUUAUUUUUACAUCCUGUGGUGGUUUGAAUGAGAAUGGCCCCAUAGGAUCAUAUAUUUGAAUGUUUGGUUGAGAGUGGAACUGUUCGAAAGGACUACAAGGAUUAGGCGAGCUGAGGCCUUGUUAGAGGAAGUAUGUCACUGGGAGUGGGCUUUGGUUUCAAAAGCCCAUGCCAGGCGCAGUCAGUACGGCCCUCCGCGCCACUGAUCAGGAUGUAGUUCUGCUCCAGGUCACGCCAUGUCUGCCGCCACGCUCCCCACUAUGAUGAUAGCGGACUAAACCUCUGCAACUGUAAGGGAGCCCCAGUUAAAUGCUUUCUAAGAGUUGCCUUGGUUGUGGUGUCUCCUCACAGCACUGUGACCACGACACAUCUUAUGUUCUGGCUUAAAGUGCCUGGAGCUUUUUCAGUGGAGAGAGAAGCAACAGCCACAUUUUAGUGUAUUUCCUCCUUUCUCCCCCACACUUAGCAAGUCUGCUUGCCUUCAUAAUGUGUCCAAUGAGUCUGCUUUCCUAGCCCCAUAUUUUUCCCUGAACGUGGCAUUAGAACGAUACUGUAUUUCAAGUGAAGCAUUUCCAGGGUCAAGAAGACCUCAACUAUUUAAAAAGCGUCCUCCAAGCCAGAUGCUCAGCCUCGGGUAGGGGCUCUUCCUCUUUCCUCUGAAAGUGUCAAAGCAUCUUUCGAAAGGGGGACCUGGAUAGAGGCGAUAGACCUCCACGCCGAGUAAUCUCACCAUCUC